AUGCAUUCCACACUUCUGGUCACCUCUUUUCUUUCCAUCUUCAAUGUUGCAGUAGCAAUUCCUAUUCCAGCUGAAGGGUUCCAGCCUCGGCAGGCACAGCCAUGCUUUAUUGUCGGCAAUGUGGCUCUGCCUCAGGAAACUCAAGAUGCAGCCAAUUCUCUCGCGUCGAGUGUUACUUGUGAUGCCAAGGAAACUACCAUUUCAGGAGUACCGGAUGUCUCUUCCGGCGGAAUAUCGUUUUCUUCCAUCGACUUUGCCACCUCUGGCCAGUCUCCCCUGGCAUUCGCCCUGGAGAAAUUUGCAACCACCAGCCCGCUCGCUGACAAUGAUCUUACGAAAUUCCAAAACGAAGCGAAUGUUUACACGGCUACAGAAGCUGCGCUACGUUCUAUUGGAGGCAAUCUGGCCAUCAAGGCGCCAAAGUUCUUCAUAAACUUUCAGAUCGCGCGAAUCCAAACGGCUCAGGGAAAUCCACCGACGGACCCAGCCCAAACAGUCGAACAUCUUCUGGGUAAAGUAACAAAGAAUGCUUCAAAGGCAGACCAGCAGUUCUUGGAGCAGAUUACGAGCCUGUCAAAUAUUUUGUCUUAG
Trichoderma gamsii is the source of this 591-nucleotide messenger RNA. RefSeq lists its product as hypothetical. Bases 1 to 591 code for a protein of 196 amino acids. The transcript has 2 exons. NCBI's taxonomy places the organism in Eukaryota, Fungi, Ascomycota, Sordariomycetes, Hypocreales, Hypocreaceae. The record is from RefSeq and is a predicted model, not a curated record.